Messenger RNA from Brachypodium distachyon (stiff brome), 847 nucleotides. RefSeq names its product protein MHF1 homolog. Gene Ontology annotation, biological process: resolution of meiotic recombination intermediates; replication fork processing. NCBI's taxonomy places the organism in Eukaryota, Viridiplantae, Streptophyta, Magnoliopsida, Poales, Poaceae. Gene Ontology annotation, molecular function: protein heterodimerization activity; chromatin binding. The record is from RefSeq and is a predicted model, not a curated record. The transcript is spliced from 4 exons. The coding region runs from base 41 to 469 and encodes 142 amino acids. Gene Ontology annotation, cellular component: Fanconi anaemia nuclear complex; FANCM-MHF complex.
GGACCAAAUAGGACGAAAAAAAGAAAAGACUGACGCCCCCAUGGACCAGGACGUGGAGACCCUUGCCGAGGACGACGCACUCGCAGGCGGCGACGGCGGCGAAGCCGAGAGAUUCGAGGCGGAGGCGGAGGCCGAAAUCCUCCGCGACCGCCUUAGGCUUGCCGUCAUCAACAUCGCGACCUCUGAAGGGAAGAAGGCGGGCAUGGACGUCGCGGACCCCGUCGUCGCCUGCAUCGCUGAUUUGGCCUUCAAAAGUGCAGAGCAGCUGGCUAAAGACGUCGAGCUGUUUGCACAGCAUGGUGGUCGCAAAUCUAUCAGGAUGGAAGAUGUUAUCCUCACAGCGCACAGAAAUGAGCACCUUAUGGGCCAGUUGCGGACCUUUUCUCAAAAUCUGAAGGGAAAAGAGCCUUGCAUGGGAAGGAAGAGAAAGAUAUCAUCCAAGAAGGCUGAUAAAGUGACUGAAAUCUGAUUUUCGAUACGCGUCGAAUCACCCGUCUCCUCCCAUUGCGCAAAGAUAAAUGUUGAAGGAAGUGCGCAAGCACCCAAAUUCGGGAGAUUGCUUACAUACAUGCAGGGCGCUGUUCCCAGAUUUCGAGUGGUAAUUGGCAUGUCGAGAAAUCUGUUGUUGCACGAAAUCUUGUGAUGCUGGGGUCUAGUGGUACUAGCAUGUUCAGUUGUUCAGAAAUCUGUCGUUGCACGUAUUCUUGUGCUGCCAUCUUUUCUAGCUCGACUGACUUUUGCGCAUGGAGCACUAGUGCAUUGUGCAUUACUGAGAUCACGUAACUGUGUUUGUGACCAUUUGUUAAGCUCGAUCAGCCACGGGAAACUAAUGGACAACUUCAGAGCC